Messenger RNA from Amoebophrya sp. A25, 314 nucleotides. The record is from the annotation of a GenBank genome assembly. Lineage: Eukaryota; Dinophyceae; Syndiniales; Amoebophryaceae.
CAAGAAGUCCUCUCCAGCUCAGACUGGAGGACAGGAGCUACCGAAGAAAAAGAGAAACCUGCUUGAGGUUGACCACACAGCAGCAAGACGAGGGAGGAAGAAAAGACGGAAGGAUGAUGGUUCUACUACUAAAUCAACUUCAACCUCCUCAUCCCGAUCCCCGACUACUACUACAACAGGCAAAGGAACAAGCGUUGACCACUUGCGGUCACCGGCGUCCUCUUCAAGAAGUACUUCUACUUCUCAGAGAUCAUCACCCACAUCUACCUGCGACCAGAGAACAAGUGGCCGUGAGACUACUAGAAAGACAAAAC